AAACGAGAAGCCGCCACGACGCCCGUCCAACCUCAUCUCUAUUCUCAUCUGUUGGCAUGGCCACGAUUCACCGAGAGUCUGAUGACUUGUUGCAGCCGCCACCUGGCAUUCGCUCGAAGAGGGAUUUGACGGCCCUUUGUGAAGUCUGGGAUUCUGAGACUGGCGCGUUCCGCCGUUCAACUUUCGCCUACCUCGAUGGACACGACAAUGCGUGGUUUGGUCAGACACCUGGCAUACGAAAGUACGAUUUGACCGUGGAAGUUCUGGGACGACACCUGGAGAAGAUUCCGGACGAAAAAAUCUAUCCGUUAGCGACACCGCUUAUCAACACCGUAUCAGAAGCGGACCGAAAGAACCUCUUCAUCAAACGCCCUAAAUUAUUAUGCCUUGACAACGAAGAAGAAACGGCCCUUCUCCCUCAAAUGCUUCUCGAAGAGGCGGAGAUCUUGGAGUUCCUCAAGCGAAACCAUCACCCAAAUCUUGUCAAGUACUACGGCUGUACCGUCAAUCGCGGUCGUAUCACCGGAAUCGCCCUCGAGAAGCACGCGAUGGUUCUGCAAUAUCGGUAUGAGGAUGAUCCUCGUGAUCUCGACAUAACUGUCUGCAUGAACGGUAUUCGAGCGGCUGUCAGGCAUCUCCAUUCUCUGGGACUAGCACACAAUGAUCUUAAUCCUAUGAACAUUGCCCUUGAUGGUAAUGACAGCCCAAUCGUCCUUGACUUUGGGUCUUGUAAGAGAUUUGGCGAGCAGCUUCUAUCCGCAGGCACGGCUGGCUGGGUAGAUGAAAGCUAUUCCAUAUCGGCACAGCGACAUGAUGAAUCUGCAAUAGAUAAAAUAGAGGCAUGGUUGACGAGGGAGAGGGACGCAAGAGCGAAGACCGGCAUUCUAUGUACGUGAAUGACAUUUGGCUUGUGGACCAGUUAAGUUGGAAGAACGGCAGCGACUUGAUGCAUGGCUGCAUGGUGUCGAUUUGAGAUAACGAUUGACACACAACAUGAUGCCACGCAGUUCAACCAACACGCCGAUCAGAACCUCCCUUUUCCUCGGAAUGUUCGUUGAUGAAUUCCAUCGAUUCAGCCUGUCUCUUCUAGGUACUUGGAGCUUGAUAGCGACCUGACGUCCGGCAAUUUGUUCUCCCACAAUCUACUCUUCUGACCUCCGCGAUCCGUCGUGUCGUACCAUCAGGGUUCUCGACAACCUUGAUCGUAGUUACUUGGGUGC
Trematosphaeria pertusa is the source of this 1220-nucleotide messenger RNA. RefSeq lists its product as uncharacterized. The record is from RefSeq and is a predicted model, not a curated record. Gene Ontology annotation, molecular function: ATP binding; protein kinase activity. The coding region runs from base 57 to 896 and encodes 279 amino acids. Lineage: Eukaryota; Fungi; Ascomycota; Dothideomycetes; Pleosporales; Trematosphaeriaceae. Gene Ontology annotation, biological process: protein phosphorylation; signal transduction. The transcript has a single exon. Gene Ontology annotation, cellular component: cytoplasm.